Molecule: messenger RNA, 3370 nt
Organism: Marchantia polymorpha subsp. ruderalis
Lineage: Eukaryota; Viridiplantae; Streptophyta; Marchantiopsida; Marchantiales; Marchantiaceae
Source: the annotation of a GenBank genome assembly
CCGAACUCCGUGAAUUCGGUAGCAAGUGGAUGGUUUUCGAUAUCGAUCCUGAUUGUCUGCCGCCGCCGCCUGCAGAAGGGGCCGAUGAUCCAAAUGCAAGGCAACCGGGUGCAGAUCCAUACACGUGAAGAAACUGACCCACCUGACCUGCAGGUGAAUUAUUCAGCCUUGUUGAGCACAUGAUGAGGAGGCCCUUAAGCCCCGGCACGCUUCCAGUGGAUCACGCAUCGGGGGUUUUGUAUAUGAAGUGUAUUCUUCCAGCCCUGAAACUUGAGCUUCGAGCGAGGUCGUACAUGUCCAAGGAGCAAGCUACCGAUUACACUCAUCGUUGUCUCCAGAAGGGGAGGCGCUGAUCACUCCGUGAUCAUUUCCUCCAUUAGAGCAGCUACUCAGGAUUUCUAGGCACAUCGAAGCGUCGAGGGCAGAGCGAAUUCAUGAAUUUUACCAGCACCCGUGAGCGUAUCUCGGCGACAUCGUCACAAAGACGACGGCUGCGUAGGCUGGAUUGGAUCACCUACUUUGAUCAGAUCGGAGAAUCCAGCAACCCACGCGCGGAUUUUGAGAUAGCCCAAAUCCUGUGACUCUUAGGACCGAGGGACCAGUGCAGUGCAGCCGCAUGACCGACCGAUCAUGAGCCCGGAAGAGCCAGCGUGAGCCACGAGACGAUCGAGGGCCAAGGGAGUAUAGAUUGCGGGAAGAGGACAGCAGCUCGUUCUCUCCGAGCCUCGAUCGAAAACACUUGGUGCAGAAGAUCGGAAGAGCAGGGCAGAGCAGAGCAGAGCUGCAUGUCGUCGCAGGCAGCGCCGAACCCCAGCACGGGCGACAUGGCCACGAAUCUGGCCAACCUGCUGCCGACGGGGACGUUUCUGACAUUCUCGACGCUGGCGCCGCUGUUCACCAACAACGGAAUGUGCGGGAUGACCGAGAAGAUCAUGACGGGCAUGCUGCUGGGCACAUUCGUCGGGCUCGUCUUCGUGCUCAACUUCAUCGACAGCGUGACGACCGAGAGCGGCAAGGUGUACUACGGCAUCGUCACGACGAAAGGGCUCUACAAUCCGCAGUUUGCCAGAUCCAACAUUCCGGGCGACCUGCGCCGCGACGACUCCUACUUCACCGGAACCGACGACACGAUGUACAAGGUGAACGUCUCCGACGUCGUCAAUGGCAUUCUGGACGUGGUCGCCUUCGGCACGCUCUCGCUGCUCGCCGCACCAAUCACCACCUGCUACUACCCCGACCUCCCGGGCACCGUCAUCAAGACCGCGCCCAUCCUCGUCGCGCUCAUCGUCGGCGUCUUCUUCGCCUUCGCGCCCCCGGGCCGGCACGGCGUCGGGUUCGCUGUCACCACCGCCGGGUUCCAGCUCGUGCCCGAGACCGACCCCGAGGUCGUGCCCCGGCAGGCGAGCUCCCGCAUCCUCGACCCGUCCAACCGCGACCGCCUGCUCGUCCAGCCCGGCCCCGGCCCCGCCUCGAGCUCCCCGUCGCCGUCUCGAUCUCCGGACCACGUUCUCCCGAGAAUCAACCGCGAGAGCACUUCUCCGCCCAGAGCUUCCAUCGGCAGAAGAUCGCCCUGACCUGACCUGCAAAUUCACGACGAUGUCGAUCGACCUCCCGAUCAGAACACUCGAAUUAUAUACGGGGAUUGAUAUAUCAACGUCCUGAGAUGCCACGCAGGGCACCCCCAGAACAGAACUGCGCUCGUCUGCCAUCGCCCCAUUAUAUCACCGCGCGCUGUACAACUGAACAUUGGAUUCGAGGUUUGGUCUUUAAUUUUGCGGUGACGAGGAAUCUCGAGGUGCAUGGGACGGUACGUUGUCGAGAGUCGGAAGGAUCGAACGGACCCAGUCUGCUGUAAAUGUAUGUACGUAUAUCGCAUUCUUUCAUCAGCUCGACUUUUGGUUAUCAGAUGCCGUUAACGAUGUCUCGUCCGAGUCCUUGCUCUUGGGCGAGAGAGGGAGAGGAGGGAGAGAGAGGAGAUGUGUACAAUUGGAGAUGUUCAAGUUAGCGUGUGAGUGAGAAGAGCCUUUUGUCCCUCCGAUGUGUCAGUGACGAAUAAGGUGGAGAGCAUAGUGCACAGGAGAUAAGGGAGAUGGAGAGUGACUCUGGAAUGGUUUUGAUUAGAGGGCAGGAUUUUCGACCGAGAGCUUUUUCAUCUCCAGAUGGACUAUGUACUUACUCAGACCCUUACUUUCAAGCCUGAUGGUUUCCGAGAGUUCUCUACGGUGGACUCGAAUCAGGCUCUGAUUUUCAGCACAGUCGAAACUUCAAAAUCUUGCGUCUGCACCAUUUUAUCACCUCUUCAGCAAUCGUCAAUAAUGUGGCUUAAUUUGGUCGCAAGACUGCCACUUUUUCAGACCAUAUAGUGAGUCGGGGGUGGUCCUGUCGUCGUUGUCGAGUGUGAGACUGUUAUAGGAAAUAAUCAUCAGCAAGCUAAGCCCAGUUUUGUCCUCGAUUUGAGAUACCGUAGUCAGGACUUCUAAUACCUCAGACUCACGAACCUGCUGCGAAGAACGUGAGCGGAAAACUCGGUGCGCAUUCUUCGGUCAGGUUGUUUGAUCACAUAAACAGCUCACAUGUAGUCUCGUUCAGAACACUAAAUUAGUUUCUAACGAGGGAUACGACACACAUGCUUUGAGAUUCACAACAGAUUAUACUCAAAACUCGUCGCAUUUUUUCCCACCGUCUGAGCAGUGAGUCAUAUCGAAUGCAUGGGCUCAAUCUCUCCAGUCAGUCAAUUUGCCACUUUGUGUCUUUCACACUUCGUUGGGUUUCCGGAGUCAACCACCCACAUUUACCACACCAUACGCAUGUGCCUCAGUUCGCCAUACUCAUAGUUUAUGCCUCGAGAUUUGCUAAUCUUUUCUGAUCUACUACCUAUACCUUUGGGCCCCUUGGACUUCCACGCACAACCUGAACAUACAUCAUACAAGACAGUCGUACAAAAAGAUAGAAAUUGUGCAGCUAUAUCAGGUGUUUAUGCAGGUUCAGGGUCGAAGACUAAAAAGAAAGUACACUCAUGGCGCCAUCUAAGGCUCCACAAUUUCUUUCUUGUUUAUAUAAACGGAGUUUCAGUCAUCAGAAUCUGCUAACGAGUUAGGUACUGAAAGUCGAGACCCGUCAGCUGUCUGAUGCUCGUGAACCUAGAAACUUUGAAAAUCUUAUGAUUCAGGAAUCUAUAUAACCUACACCAGACAUGUUUUGCCUCUAGUAUACAAUCCAGUAGCGAGAAUCGUCUUCAUCUAGUUGUGGAUAAGGUUUGGUCUGAGUUGGUGUGGAUUUGCCAUCGUUGCCAACUCAAGUCGAGUGAAGUCUUCUCCAAGUGGAUCAGAUCCUACAUCUAUAAAGACCACAUGGGUCAAGAUAGUUUUGA